This is a messenger RNA of Coffea eugenioides, 1398 nucleotides long. Its product is annotated as vesicle-associated membrane protein 724. The transcript is spliced from 5 exons. Gene Ontology annotation, biological process: vesicle-mediated transport. NCBI's taxonomy places the organism in Eukaryota, Viridiplantae, Streptophyta, Magnoliopsida, Gentianales, Rubiaceae. The coding region runs from base 319 to 987 and encodes 222 amino acids. Gene Ontology annotation, cellular component: membrane. The record is from RefSeq and is a predicted model, not a curated record.
UCCUCCAUUUUUCCAGUCUUGAAUUUCUAGAAGAGUCCUUGCCUCCUUGGAUGGCUUGAAAAUAUCAAAACAAAAUUUCCCAAACGCGAAAUGAGCUAGCUACCUUCGCAACAAAGCAAUUGAAAAUAAUAAAAAAUAGUUUCCUUUUACCAUACUAGUAUUAUAAUUGUUCUAACUUUUGCUAGUACUACAAAUGAAUAAAUCAAUCAGACAAAGAUUUUCUAAUUUCCCAUCCCAGGACUGCUCUUCUCUAACGUUAAAAAGAACAAACAGAAUCCUUCAUUGAGUUUUGUCCAAUUCUCGUGUUCGAGUGUGAAGAUGGGUGGUCAAGAAUCGUUUAUAUACAGCUUUGUUGCACGAGGUACAAUGGUUUUAGCAGAGUUCACCGAAUUCACCGGCAACUUCCCGGCCAUUGCUGCUCAGUGUCUUCAGAGAUUGCCUUCAACCAACAACAAAUUUACUUACAACUGUGACCACCACACCUUUAACUUCCUCGUUGAAGAUGGUUACGCUUAUUGUGUUGUUGCCAAAGAGUCUGUUGGGAAGCAGAUUUCUAUUGCAUAUCUGGAACGUGUGAGAGCUGAUUUUAAGAAGAGAUAUGGUGGCGGUAAAGCAGAUACAGCAGCUGCCAAAAGUCUAAAUAAGGAGUUUGGACCCAUUAUGAAGGAGCACAUGCAGUACAUAAUUGACCAUGCCGAUGAGAUUGAGAAACUGUUAAAAGUUAAGGCCCAAGUUUCAGAAGUGAAAAGUAUUAUGUUGGAGAAUAUAGACACGACAAUUCAAAGAGGGGAAAACCUAACCAUUCUUUCUAACAAGGCUGAAGAUCUACGUGAUUCAGCUCAAGAAUUCAAGAGCAAAGGUACACAAAUCCGACGAAAAAUGUGGUACCAGAACAUGAAGAUUAAAUUGAUCGUGCUUGGAAUUAUCGUCUUUUUUGUCCUUGUAAUCUGGCUAUCCAUCUGCCAUGGGUUUGACUGCACCAACUAGCUCUCUACUAUCAAAUCAAAUGCUUAAUCUUGGCAAAGGAACUCUGCUGACGCACGCAGACUCUUUCAAGCGAUAACAUGAUUGCCGAGUGGAGCAGAUUGGAAAUCGGGGAAAACGGUCAAGGAAAGGGAGGGGGGAAUUUUUGAAUGUGUAUUAUAUUUGGUGGUUUGCAUGUGUUAAUGUGAUUGUUUAAUCUAGGUAUGAGGGAUUCUAGACAUUCUUUAAUUUUACGGCCUAGAAUGAGAUAAAAGUUACACUUUGAUGUCCUUCUAAGCAUUUUCUAGUUUCUGUGUCAUGCUCCAUAUGUGGCUUUGUAUAUGAACACGCUCAGCUCAGCUGCAGAGUAGUUCUAUCUGUUCAUAACAAUGCAUAGUAUUGUAUCUAUUUCAGGGCAUAAACCUGUUUUCGACA